Messenger RNA from Vicia faba (fava bean), 306 nucleotides. Lineage: Eukaryota; Viridiplantae; Streptophyta; Magnoliopsida; Fabales; Fabaceae. The record is from the annotation of a GenBank genome assembly.
AUGUUGGAAACAAAGUCUCUAAUUCAUAAGGAGAAUGGUUAUUUGACCCCUAAGAAUAAUGUUGAAAAUGAUGAUGAGAUUAUUUCUAUCAACAAGCUUGAGAACAACAUUGGUAAUUUUGUGAGUCAUGAUGAUCAUGUCCAUGAAGAUGUUGGGGUUGAUAUUAGUGUAGCCCGUAUUGAUGUUGUUAAUAAAAAUGAUAAGAAAAGAAAAUCCGCUUCAAAAAGAAAGAAGGGUCGUGUAGUAGAAGAUGUGGAGGAUGAUAUUAAUAACAACUUGAAUGAUAUAGAGGUUUCUCUGAACUAA